CCCUGUCUCGCCAAGUAAGAAAUGAAUGCGCGGACUUCACAUCGCCAUGAAUUUCUCCAUUUCUAUGAUCCUUAUAUCUUUAUCAAAUGAUAUCGCAACUAAUCCUGGUCCCACAUGUAACUUCUCCAUACCUCCACCUAAUGUACGUGGAUUAAAAAUCUCUCAUCUAAAUACCCGAAGCAUGUUACCUAAAAUUGAUACACUACGAUUAGAAAUGAAGGAUAAACCAUUCGACAUCUUCUCAGCAUCCGAAACAUGGCUUAAACCCGAUAUCUCAGAUUCCGAAGUAGCUUUACCUGGUUAUUCAAUUAUACGAAUGGACCGUCAAAACAAAAUCGGUGGUGGUACUGCCAUCUAUGUUCGUGAUGGUAUACCUUUUAAAACCCAUUCGGACUUGAUGAAUAACGAUCUCGAAAACUGUAUGAUUGAAGUUUUACGAGUUAAAUCUAAGAAACUGUUUAUUUGUUGUAUUUACAGAGCACCGAACAAUCCUCUUGAAAACUACUUAUCCAUGUUGAGCAAUAUUAUUCUCAAACUUCCAAAUAACAGCGAACUCAUUUUGUUAGGUGACUUUAAUAUUGACCUUAGCAAAAAAACCCGUUCACCCUCGAAACAACUACUCCAUAAUUUCUCUGGCCAGUUUCACUUAGACCAACUAAUCACGAAGCCAACAAGAAUCACUGAAAUAUCAGAAACCAUGAUUGACCUGAUUUUUGUUAACAAUAGUCAGAGAAUUGUCCGAAGUGAUGUGAUUCCAUGCUCGUUGAGUGACCACUCUCUUGUGUUUUGCGUGUUUAAAGCUGGCGUCACCAAAGCUCCUCCACGCACAAUUGAAUAUAGAUCUUAUAAACAUUACAAUAAACAGUCCUUCCUUCUAGAUCUUGAAAACGUCAACUGGUCUACCUUUGUAGACGAAAACGACGUUGAUGCUACCGUCAACAGCUGGUGUCAAUGUUUUACUGACAUAGCAGACAUGCACGCGCCAAUAAAGAAAAUGAAAGUUAAGGGAAUUAGCAUUCCAUGGAUGACGGCUGAAUUAAGUCGAGCGUUGCAAGAUCGAGACUAUCACCUGAAGAAGGCACAAAAAACACAGUCACAACAUCACUGGUCGUCAUACCGUAAGCUUCGCUGUUUUGUAAACAAAGCAGUACGUGAAUGCAAAUCCAAAUAUUACGAGUCCUUGAUAAAAGAAAACAAAAAUAAUGCCUCUGCAUGGCCUUUGGAAAACUCUCAAUGAAUUAACAUCGCGCAACACACAUUCUUCAGCACCAUCAUCUAUCAUAUCGGACGGCGUCGAAACCAAGAACUCGCAAUCUAUAUCAUCUCUUUUCAAUACUUUCUUCACCAGUAUCGGACACGCCGGCCAUAAAAUGCGGGAAAAAUCGACGCGCGUUCGUGCAUGUUCCGCCAUGUUGCCGAAUAUCAAUAAUUGAACCUGAGUACGAAAUUACGAUAGUCGACCGAGCUACUUUUCCGCGUCGUCGUACAGCGAUCGGUUAAAGCCGUCUUGAAAUCGGUUACGUGUAUUUAACGUAGCUUGACUAGAGCUUCAUUUUGACACCAAAUGUGUAUAGGUUUACAAAUCUGUUUUUGCAUCGUGAGCGAGUAAACAUUGCGAAGUUUUGUUGUUGUCACUUUGGAUUGUAGAGAUGGGAUUUUCACCCUUGUUUUAUUUUGGACACCACUGCCUGUUUGAAAGGAACUUUACCUGUUGUGAAUAACGUGAACUUUCAUGUAUAAGGUGUUGUUUUUUGUUUGGUGGAUUUCGAUUUGGAAUCUUGUUUAUUCGCACGAUUUGAUAAAGGACCUACGGUUACACGGCCUCAAUAUGCCGCGAUUUAAUAUUGGCAAAUACAGGAGAAAGAGAAAGCAGAUGGAGGAGAAAAAACUCGAGCAAAAGGUACAAAGCAGUCGCCAAAUUAUACAGAUCGAAACGGAAAUUGUAGAACGUGAAAUCGUGCUGGCUAAGAAAAGAAAACAAUCGCAUGCAAUGGACGAAAAGCUUAGAAAUCUCGAUGCAAAGGUAUGAUAGUAAUUUUCACAUGUAAAUUAAGUCAUAGUAAGAAUAAAACGUGCCCCUGUUAUUGGCAUUUUCAAACCUUAAUUUAAAAGUGUGUACUAUGUAGAAAUUAACUAUAUAGUAUAUACAGUACUUAUCAAAAUAUUUCCUUACUCUAAACUGUUGUUUGUGAUAGGUAGAGAACAUAGUUAGUCAGAUAGAAGACCUUGAAGAUAUUAAGCAAGAGCUGAGACAACCUGAUAAAAAGAGUCGAGCUAGUCAAUUGUCUGAAAAGGCACUGCAGAGUAGAAAGGACAAUCCCACUGGUUUUGAGAAUGGUAAAAUUACACUAACAACACCUAAUGCAAGGAUGAGAAGGAAGGAAACCUUUAUGGUUGCCCAGGAAAUCCAUGGAGGUAGCAGGGAAAGUUCAGUACCAGGAGCUGUAGGUUUAGUAGACACUGCCUUAAACAAAUGUAGUUCAAAUGUAUUAGUCGAUGUAAUGUCUGCCAACAAAAAAUUCACCAAGCAUGUUAUGCCGUCUAUAUACAAAGGAAAUUUAAAAGCAUAUGAGUCUUCAGAAGAGAAUAUGAUCAGAAGCGUUAGUGUCUAUUAUUGUGGAGGCAUAGCUGGUAAAAAGAAAUAUCGAAAAAUAUACCGAAAUAGUUGUUAUAAGACAAGUAAUAGCAGUAAGGGUCGUGUCCGUCUUUCCAUCCAUGAAUGCCCCAUGCCAAGGCUUGUACCAUAUGACAAGCUUAUGCCAUUUAUUAAAUCGGUAAAUGUAGGUAAUAUUUACAGUGUGUACGAUACUCUUUGUGAUGAUCUUGAUGAAGAUGAUAAAGUAUGCGGUUGUUAUCGUAGCUUGAAGGAGCUGCUCCUACGUCUUGCAGAGUUUUACUUGUCUGGCAAAAGUGGUUAUACCCUAACCUGGUUCGGGGAAGAAUAUACCUUUUUAAUAACCUUAGGAGGGGACGGGGCACCAUUUGGGAAAGACGAUACAGCAACUGCCUGGUUGGUAGGAUUCUUGAAUAUAGGACGUGGAGUUUUGAGCAGUAAAGAAAACUAUUUACUCUUUGGGGCAAACUGUUCUGAAAAUUGUAUUCCAAUGCAGAGGUAUAUUAAACUGCUUUUGGCCGAUAUUCAACAUAUUGAGCAAAGUGUAUUCCCGUGUUUGUAUGAUGGGCCCGAGGGUGAGGUAACUGUUAAUGUUAAAUUUUGCGUAGCUGAACUCCCAAAUGACAUGAAAAUGAUAGCCUUUCUAAGUGGGGAGUUAAGCAAUAGUGCUAAACAUUUCUCCUCAUUUGCAGACGUUAGUAAUGAUAGUGCAAAUGAAGUCAAGGGGACUUUUGGGGUAAAGGAAAAUAACACCUGGCAUCCUUGGGAGUAUUCAUCCAGACUAACUGUUGUUAAGAAGGUAGAGGGUUUAAAGAAAACACUUUCGAAGGAGAAAUCGGCAGAUCGCACUAAAAGAUCUAAGAUCACAUCAUUAAUUGCAAAACUGAAAAGCCGGCAAGAGUUUAUUCCCCUGUUAGGUCCCAUUGUUGAUCGAAUUCACAUUGAACCACUACACUUAAAGAAUAAUGCUUGCACCCUUGCUCAUCGCUACCUUCUAGAUGAGGUUAUUGCCAUUUCUAGCCUCCCAAAAGCCAUCAAAAAUUUUUCUGAGAUUCCAUCUAGUUCUCCGAUUGUCAGGUAUAUAGGUGUAAUGAAAACCAAAUGCUGCCUUUCUAGACUUGCCAAAAAAAUUAUAAAGUGGUUCAACGAGACACAAGCCGAAGGAAAGAAUUUUGACUACAGAUUUACUG
Paramuricea clavata is the source of this 3804-nucleotide messenger RNA. NCBI's taxonomy places the organism in Eukaryota, Metazoa, Cnidaria, Anthozoa, Malacalcyonacea, Plexauridae. The record is from the annotation of a GenBank genome assembly.